Molecule: messenger RNA, 1980 nt
Organism: Pseudovirgaria hyperparasitica
Lineage: Eukaryota; Fungi; Ascomycota; Dothideomycetes; Acrospermales; Acrospermaceae
Product: alpha/beta-hydrolase
Exons: 2
Coding region: 346-1701 (451 amino acids)
Source: RefSeq, a predicted model, not a curated record
CUACAACCCCCUCCUACAUCUGCUGUAGAAAUACUGUGCAUAUACGUUGCAUUCAAUCAUAGCCAGCUGGUGCACCUUCGACCGUUGCAAUGCCCAAUUAAUGGCGCCGUCCUCUGGAUUCUACGUAGUACGCUGCUCAACGCCUACUGCGAGCUACGAGUGAACUACCUCGUUGAUGGUGAGCUAUGGGUAACGUUAGUACGGGAGUCUGUGCCAGUAGCUGUCAAGUGCAUCCCGUCCCUUGGACCGCGGGGUAUUGAUUACUCCAUCUAUCCUCCCCAACCCAAUAAAGGUCACUCUGUUCCCACUUCUUCCUCUAUCCUGCGUUGCAACACCUCUCCAAACAUGGCUUCCACCUUCUCCAACUUCCCUUCUGCCCUCGGCGGCGACAAGAUCACCACUGCUCUCGCCGAUUCUUUCGCCCGCGACGGCCAGUACCUCGCUUUCACCACCACUGACGCCAUCGUCAAGCCAAUUACCUUUGGCAUUAAGUCCUCCGCCGAUCCGUCCACCCUCCUCAUCCACGUCGAGAAGGGCAAAGGCAAAGCCACUGUUGGCUCAGCUGAAGAUGCUGCCUUUACGCUUGUAGCCACGCCCGAACAAUGGGAGCAAUUCAUGAAGCCCACCGUUGUGGCGCCAUACCAGAGCUACUGGGGCAUGUUCGGCAUGAACAUUAAGCAAAAGGGCAUUGAGGUUUUGGGCGACAAGGACAGCUUUGUACACCACACACACGUCUGGCGUCGCGUGCUGGAGCUCAUCCAUGACGCUCACGCCGGCCCAGCACAGCUUGAUCCGGAGCCCGUCGAGCCCAAGGAAGACUACAUCAUCGGCCGAUACCUCUGGAUCGAAGCUCCAGUAUGGGGCAAGACGAAGAUCUUUGUCGAGUCUGCCGGCCAGGGCAAGCAGCAACUUCUUUUCCUACAUACCGCCGGCAGCGAUUCUCGGCAAUACCACGCCGUCAUGAACGACAAGCGCAUGCGUGACCGAUGCACUAUGUUCGCUUUCGAUCUUCCUGGCCAUGGUCGUAGCUUCCCUAGUACUGCCUACUUCCCGGGCUCACACACAAACACCGAGGACAGCUAUGUUGGCUGUAUCGCGGCCGUCGUCAAACGACUUGGUCUGCGGAGACCAAUUGUGUGUGGUGCCUCCAUGGCCGGGCAGAUCUGUCUGGCAGUUGCCAUUCGUAACGACGAAGUCGGCGCUGGCGGUGUGAUUCCUCUUCAGGGCUGUGACCACCUCGAUAUGCCGCGCGAGGACUUUGACCGCUCACCGUACUUUAACCAAUCCCUUGUCAACCCGGAACGCGUCUACGGCAUGAUGGCGCCCACUGCACCGCUCACCAACAAAGCCCUGAUCUGGCAUCUGUACAGCGCGCAGGCCUACGGCAUCUUCCACGGCGACCUGGACUUCUACUUUGGCGGCUGGGACGGGCGCGACCGCGUGGACAAGAUCAAUACGACAAAAUGCCCCGUCUACAUGCUCACCGGAGAGUUCGACUGGAGCUGCACGCCGGAAAUGAGCGAGGCCACGGCAAGGAAGAUUCCGGGUGCCCAAUUCAAGAGCAUGGAAGGUCUCGGCCAUUUCCCUGCCACGGAGAACCCCGUCAGGUUCAUUCCGUACCUGAUUGAUGCCGUCAGCUGGAUUCAGAGUCAUCGCAAGCUGAGUGUGGAUCGGAGUGUGUUGCGUAUGACAGAUGACUAGACGCGUCUCAUCCGUGCCAUGCUCCAUCAUGCAUGGCUUGAGUAGUAGCGGGAUUUGGGGUGGGCUGGCUCAUGAGAUUGUGAGAGAAAGCGAGAAUCGGAAGUGAGAAAUGAAGUAUAUGUAGAUAGCAGCACAUACAUGCAGAUCAACUCAAGCCAGUUCAGCCAUAAUUCCUGGGGCAGAACCAAACAACCACCUUAUCUGCUCUAGAUUCUUAGUAGAGCCCAAGAAUCGGAAUCCAGAAAGUCUAAAUUCGAAGAAUUUUAUACAUUUCGAUUU